This is a messenger RNA of Fimicolochytrium jonesii, 465 nucleotides long. RefSeq lists its product as uncharacterized. The transcript is spliced from 2 exons. The annotation marks the transcript as partial. Lineage: Eukaryota; Fungi; Chytridiomycota; Chytridiomycetes; Spizellomycetales; Powellomycetaceae. The record is from RefSeq and is a predicted model, not a curated record.
CAGAUCGUCCCAAGUUGCGGAACGACCGGCGACCCAACUUGUCUGAUUACUACCGCCCAAUACACCGUCCUUGGAACAGUCAUCAGCAACAACGCCAACACGACCGGCAGCCCGACCAACUACAACGCCACCAUCGACGUUUCCUGCGUAUACGCUUCUUUUGGAGUAUCUCAAGGUGUCGGAGCGGGCUUGGCGGACGCAAAAGUUCUCGUUAGCGGCUUCGGCGACCCAUACCCUGGCUGCCCCAACAACCUCGGUGCGAGUGCUCCCGUGAACCAGACGGAGAUCUUCUUCAUCUACGUUGCAAACAGGGUCGGACAGAAUGCGACACCUUUCUACACCAUCUUCAACCCAUGCGGGGGUGGUUUGAGCAACAGCACCGGCAACCUGGAAGCCAUCCGAUCGACGCUGGAGAAGAACCCCAAGAACUCUGUUUUGAAAGGAUCCCAAUGCGCGCUUCCGGCC